This is a messenger RNA of Orycteropus afer afer, 450 nucleotides long. Its product is annotated as 60S acidic ribosomal protein P0-like. The record is from RefSeq and is a predicted model, not a curated record. Gene Ontology annotation, molecular function: structural constituent of ribosome; large ribosomal subunit rRNA binding. Lineage: Eukaryota; Metazoa; Chordata; Mammalia; Tubulidentata; Orycteropodidae. Bases 1 to 450 code for a protein of 149 amino acids. Gene Ontology annotation, cellular component: cytosolic large ribosomal subunit. The transcript has a single exon. Gene Ontology annotation, biological process: ribosomal large subunit assembly; cytoplasmic translation.
AUGCCCAGGGAAGACAGGGCGACCUGGAAGUCCAACUACUUCCUUAAGAUCAUCCAACUUUUGGAUGACUAUCCAAAAUGCUUCAUCGUGGGAGCAGACAAUGUGGGCUCCAAGCAGAUGCAGCAGAUCCACAUGUACCUCCGUGGGAAGGCCAUGGUGCUGGUGGGCAAGAACACCAUGAUCCGCAAGACCAUCCGAGGGCACCUGGAAAACAACCCAGCUCUGGAGAAGCUGUUGCCUCAUAUCUGGGGGAAUGUGGGGUUUGUAUUCACCAAGGAGGACCUUACUGAGAUCAGGGACAUGCUGCUGGCCAACAAGGUGUCAGCUGCUGCCCAUGCUGGUGCCAUUGUCCCAUGUGAGGUGACUGUGCCAGCAGCAACAUUGCAGACACCCUCCGGGAAGCGAGAGUGCAAAGUGUCCUCUGUGAUGUCCAGCACUUCAGGGUUGUAG